AUGUCCAGCUCUAAGGGUGGAGCUAGACAUUUCUCCAAGCCCUUCAUUGAAAGUGGCCUGCUGCUGAAGGUGCUGCUGAAGCAUGAGGCCUUGAUUAAAAAUUUCAAGGUGUAUGAAUUGUUGAGCAGAAACAGUGCUGUGGAUCCAUCUUCCAUGGUCCAUGCCUUGGAGUUUGUAUGUGACAUUCUGGAGUUGGAACCUCAAUGUGAAAUCCACCCAGCACCAUUGAGAAAUGGGUUGCUGAGCAUGCUGCAGUCAAAGCCCUCUGUGAACAACACAGAGCACAAUGGUGCUGUGUGGGUGCACAUGAGGGCUGAAAGAAUCAAUGUCCUCUUGUUCCAUGUCAGGAGGCUGGCAAGGACUGGCAUAAACAGUGCCUGUGCUGCAGCCUUGACUAGCUUGGAACUCACCAGGCUUCAAGACACCUUGAAAAAGGUGGCUCUGAAACCUUUGGAAAAGGGUGACACAGCUGAGGAGGAGCAACCUUUGCAAAAAGGUGAAGAUAAAGAGGGCCAGGGGAAUGAGAAAAAGAGGAAACUCAAGGUCCAGCCCAGUGAUGUCAGCCUGGACUCCAGAGGUUUUCCCAGCAUGCUGAAGAGCCCAGAGCAAUCCAAAAUGAAGGCUGGGCCAAGCAGAAUCUUGUCAAAGAGGGUGGGACAAACCCUUGUGAAAGGGGAAGUGGCAAAGAAGGAUCAGAAAAAGAAGCCUGCAGCUGCCAGCAGCAAAGCUAAAGCAAAGCCAAAGGCAAAGGCUUGCUUGAAAAAACCCAGUGCCAAACUGAAGGGUAACCAUGCUGCAUUGGAAGGUGAUGGGCCUUGGCUGACCUUGCAAAAGGUCAAUGGGAGCAAGCCAGAAAGGGCUUAUGUGCUUGGCUCCAAAGUGAAGGGUGUCAAGCCCAAGCUGAUCAUUGAGGUCACCAAGACCAUGUCCAAAAGGUACAGUUUUGUGCUGGACAAAAUCAUUGACUCCUUGAAAAAGGAGAAUCUGUGCAAAGAGGAUGCAAGGCCCACCUUGGUCUGGCAAAAAAAGGAGCUGGGCAAGAUCAAGGAGGAAGAGCCAUCUUCCAGCACUGGCCCAGGCCCAGCACCCUUGAAAAAGGGAGAGAAACUGGGGACUGUCAUGGUUGACUUCCACAACACCUUGGAAGUUCAUGAUGACAUCCCUGAGGAGAACCAGGAGGCAAUCUGGUCACUCUUGAAAAAGGGUUAUGAUGUGGUGGUCUGCUCCUUUGCAGGCAGGCAAAGGGCCUUGGAAGUGAAUGACACAAUGGUGGCCCAAGACUUCUACCAACACUUGAAAAAGUGUUUCUGCAUUUCAAGCAGGUGUGGAAAUGGUGGGAAAGCAGACCAGUGCAAAAAACUGGGCUGCACAGUCAUCUUCGAUGAUGGUGCUGACAUCUGCUGUGAAUGCUACAACCAUGGCCUGCAGGUGUUUCCCAUCACACACCCCAAGGAGAAGCACCAAUGGUGGGAGGCCAUGGGUGGCAAGACCUACCCCACCCUGGCAGAUGCUGUGAAGACCUUCCUCCACCAAGAAGGCAGAGUGAGCUGGCGGGAGUGCAGCAGGACAUGGGGAGUCUAUGAAUACCUUGACAAUGAAGAUUAUGAAAAAACAACUACUGGCAAGAAAACCAGAAAGUGGACCAUGGCACAAGAGUAUGAGAUGGCAGAGGAUGAAGCCCAGUCUUGGGAGGACCACUUGCAGAAGGAGCUCCACUCCUUGCUCAUGGAGCACACCCCUGGGAAGGGGUCUUCCCUUGUGAAAGGGCAUGGCAAAGGUUCAGGUAAAAAAGGUAGCAAAGGAAAGACUAAAAGUAAAGCAAAAACCAGAGACACCCCAGCUCUGGAGGACAUGCCCCCUGAGGAGCAGAUGGGUGAGGGAUUGAAGAAACUCAAAAGGACCAAAGAGCUCUUGACCCAGACCUACAGCAACUAUGAGGAAGCACUUGAAAAAGUGAAGACCUUGAAGUACCUCACAAAGCCUGCCUUGAAGGAUGAGAAGCAGCUGGAGCAGUUGGAAACCACACUUGGGAAAGUGAAAAAACUCCUUGCAAAAGGAGACAAGAAUAAUUUGGAUGGUAUCAAGGAAGCCUUGAAAGAUGCAGUGGCAACACUGCAGGAAGCCAAAGAUGAAGCAAAGGAACUGGUGCAGAUCAGCCUGAAGACACAAUCCAAAGCGUGCAUGCUGGAGUGCAUGGAACACUUGCAAAAAGUGGUCGACAUCUAUGAUGAAGAAGACAUUGUCUUAACCAUUGAAAAAUGGACAGAGGUUUUCACCCUUGCAAAAGGGUUCCUGGACACCUACUCCAUCCUCAACCAAUGGGGAGAGGAGGAGGAGAGGUUGCUGUUCCACAAGGUCUACAAGUUUCAUUCUUUCCAACAUUUAGUGGAGAACAGCAGGUAUCUGAAUCCAAAGAGCACUUGGUGCUUCUCUAAUGAAGAUUUUGUGGGCAAGAUUUCUUGCCUCACCUUCAGCAUCAGCCCAGGAGUUGCUGCUAAGAGAUUGAGUGCCAAGGUUGCACCAAAAUACAGGAUUCUCCUGCAUCUCCUUCUCACCAGGGACAAUUUUGAGGACACAUUGCAGGAGUUCUCCUUUGACCUUUGA
Messenger RNA from Cladocopium goreaui, 2604 nucleotides. Lineage: Eukaryota; Dinophyceae; Suessiales; Symbiodiniaceae. The record is from the annotation of a GenBank genome assembly.